AUGAGAACCCGCAGAAGCAUCAUCCCGGAUUCUGAGGACGGAUUUCUCAGUGCUGCAUCACUGAAAGGUUCAUCGCCAGUUCGUCAACUGGAGCCGCUACAGGCGCGCAGGUCCUCUCGUUCCAAAUCAGCGAUGACUAGUGUCAUCAAAGAUUCCGAAGAUGAAGGCUCCGAUACCCUUGACCUACCCGAUCUAGCGGCGAAUCAAUUUGUAUCAGGAAGUGUGAAAGUGGUAAUCCCUACUAAAAAGGAUGAAUCCCCAAUGGCCUCGUCCCGGAGCUCUCUGGGGAUUCUGUCAGCCGACGGAGUGACAGGCUUCAACACGCCCGCCACUAGCGUGAGUGCUGCGGCAGAAACGGAUUCCAAUAAGCCCCGGGCACGUGUCAAUGCAUCAGCUCGCGCACAGCAACUGCGCGCGAGUAGAAUGUCCCGAGCAACUCAACGAGGAGUCAAAAGAUCGGUCGAUGAGACUUCGCCUGAAGCUAUGGACCGCUCCGACUUGGACGCGGCGCUGGCUCUCGCCCUUCAAGUAGGGGAAUACGACCAGCCGCGCCCGAAAAAACGGAAGAUCGAUACAAGGGCUAACCGUGCAAACAUCAGCGCCAAAGGUAUUAACUUGGAUGAGUAUUCUGACCUGGAAAGUCUGUCAGAUGACUCAGAUCUGUCCGAAUCUCCCCUUGAUCGCUUGAGCGAUGCUGAGGAUCUUACGAAUUGGUGUCAAUCAAUAGAUAGUGACAGUGAAAUGGAUGAGGAGUAUGAGGAGUUCGAUAAUACUCAUACUACGGCAAGGCGGGCCCCAAAUUUGAUCCCACCCGCUCCUAGUUUUUACGCAGAUUAUGACGAGGAUGGUGAGGAGCUCCCACCGACUUGGGAGGAGCAAAGGAAAAUUCGCCGCAAACAAACAGAUCGGAAGAAGUUGGAGAAGCAGCACCCUACCAUCAGUUCCAUGUGGGAUGACCUGAAGGCCCAACCUAUCAUUGCUCCGAAGCAAGCGAAGCAACCAGAGUCUAUCACUCGCAAGCUGAAACCAUUCCAGCUUGAGGGCUUGAACUGGAUGAUGGAACAGGAAAAGACUGCGUACCGUGGAGGUCUCUUGGGUGAUGAGAUGGGAAUGGGGAAAACAAUCCAGGCUGUUUCUUUGAUUAUGUCGGAUUAUCCUCAGCCUGAUCCGACUCUCGUCCUCGUUCCCCCAGUCGCUUUGAUGCAGUGGGUAUCUGAAAUGAAGGAAUACACCGAUGGCAAAUUGAAAGUCCUCGUUUACCAUGGCUCUGACUCGAAGGUUAGAAAGCUCACCCCAACUGAUCUUCGAAAAUACGACGUGAUCAUGAUCUCUUACUCGAGUCUGGAAUCCAUGUUUCGAAAACAAGAAAAGGGCUGGGCUCGUACUGGUGGAGUCGUGAAAGAAGACAGUGUCAUCCAUUCCAUUCAUUAUCACCGGCUUGUCCUCGACGAAGCUCAUAGCAUUAAGCAACGUACGACGGGUGUUGCCAAGGCCUGUUUUGCCCUGCAAGCUACUUACAAAUGGUGUUUGUCUGGUACUCCGGUACAGAAUCGAAUCGGCGAAUUUUUCUCCCUGCUUCGUUUCCUUCAGGUCCGCCCAUUUGCAUGCUAUUUUUGUAAGCAAUGCAAUUGUCAGCAGCUUCAGUGGACUGCAAACAAACAGGGCCGUUGUACGGAAUGCAACCACACGGGUUUCAACCAUAUUUCGAUUUUCAACAAGGAAAUUCUCAAUCCAAGUAAGACAUCCUCCAUCCUCUCCAUCGGCAAAUACUUAUUAAGAUAUCUAGUCACGGAGGGAAGAACCCAGGAAGAGCGAAAAUCGGGAUUGACGAAGCUUCGUCUUAUCACGGACCAUAUAAUGCUGCGCCGGAUGAAGCAGGAGCAUACGUCGUCAAUGGAACUCCCGCCGAAGCGCAUUAUCAUUCAUAAUGAAUUUUUCGGUGAGAUCGAACAUGAUUUUUCGCGCAGCAUCAUGACCAAUUCGACUCGAAAGUUUGAUACUUAUGUCAGUCAAGGUGUCAUGCUGAACAAUUAUGCGAAUAUCUUUGGUUUGAUUAUGCAGAUGCGGCAGGUGGCAAAUCACCCAGAUCUCAUUCUCAAGAAGCAUGUUCAGCCUGGGUUCAACAUCCUUGUCUGCCGAGUCUGUGAUGAGCCUGCUGAAGACGCUAUUCGAUCUCGCUGUCGACACGAGUUUUGUCGCAAGUGCGUCAAGGAUUACAUCCAAUCCUUUGACGAGAGCACGACAGUGGAUUGUCCGCAAUGCCAUAUUGCCCUUUCAAUCGAUCUUGAGCAACCUACCAUCGAACAGGCUGAAGAGUCCGUUAAGAAAAACUCGAUCAUAAACCGCAUUCUCAUGGAAGAUUGGACCUCCUCCACCAAGAUUGAAACCCUUGUCUAUGAGCUUUACCAACAGCGAAACAAGAGUCAUACCCCCAAGUCGAUCAUCUUUUCGCAGUUUACUUCAAUGCUACAGCUUGUGGAGUGGCGUCUACGUCAUGCUGGAUUUAACACAGUCAUGCUGGAUGGAACCAUGACCCCCGCGCAGCGACAGAAAUCUAUCGAGCACUUCAUGAACAACGCUGACGUGGAAGUAUUUCUGGUUUCUCUGAAAGCCGGUGGUGUGGCCCUUAAUUUGACCGAAGCAUCCCGAGUGUUCAUUGUCGAUCCAUGGUGGAACCCUGCAGCAGAAUGGCAAAGCGCCGAUCGCAGCCAUCGCAUUGGUCAGCAACGACCCUGUGUGAUCACUCGGCUCAGUAUCGAAGACUCGGUCGAGUCCCGAAUCGUUCAAUUACAGGAGAAAAAGGCCAACCUCAUUCGAGGCACUAUCAAUAAGGAUCAAGAUCAGGCUCUUGAGAAACUUACCCCUGAAGAUAUGCAAUUCCUCUUUCGAGGUUCGUAG
This is a messenger RNA of Penicillium pulvis, 2898 nucleotides long. Its product is annotated as DNA repair protein RAD16. Gene Ontology annotation, molecular function: metal ion binding; ATP binding; ATP-dependent chromatin remodeler activity. The record is from RefSeq and is a predicted model, not a curated record. Lineage: Eukaryota; Fungi; Ascomycota; Eurotiomycetes; Eurotiales; Aspergillaceae. The transcript is spliced from 9 exons. Bases 1 to 2898 code for a protein of 965 amino acids.